Polychytrium aggregatum is the source of this 4128-nucleotide messenger RNA. Its product is annotated as Glycerophosphoryl diester phosphodiesterase family-domain-containing protein. Gene Ontology annotation, molecular function: protein binding; glycerophosphocholine phosphodiesterase activity. The transcript has 16 exons. The record is from RefSeq and is a predicted model, not a curated record. The coding region runs from base 62 to 3877 and encodes 1271 amino acids. Lineage: Eukaryota; Fungi; Chytridiomycota; Chytridiomycetes; Polychytriales. Gene Ontology annotation, biological process: glycerophospholipid catabolic process.
CAACCGCCUUGGCCUUGGUCUGGUCGUCCGCUGCAGCCCGUCCCUGUUUCUGCGGCCCGCCAUGAAGUUCGGCAAAACCCUUCUCUCCAACCAGAUCCCGGAGUGGUCGCGAUACUACAUCCUCUACAAAACCCACAAGCGAUUGAUCUCGGAUGCCAAGGCUCUCCUGAAGGAAAAGGGGCUGGCUGAUCUCUCCACCCAGGAUGCCAUUCACGUCUUUUGGAAGUCCAUCGACGUCGAUCUGAUCAAGGUCAAUACAUUCUUCCUCAACCAGCAUGAACGAGUGGAGCGUCGACUUCGAGUUUGCCGCGACCGUCUCCACCAGUAUGAUGACGAAUCAUUCUCAAAGUAUUCGGCUGAGAGCCAUCAUGCCUUCCUGGAUGCCUUGAAGGAGACGCGCGAUCUGCUCCACAUGGCGAUCCGGUACUCGGACACCAAUUACAACGGAUUCCGGAAGAUUGCCAAAAAAUUCGACAAGAAGCUCGGUCAGCAGACUCUCAAAGAUUUCCUCGUGACCAAGGUCGAUGUCCUGGAGUUUUCAAAAACCCAGGACCUGAACUCGGCUCUCAACGAAAUCGAGGUUAUGAUCAUCGAGGCCCACAAACUUUCGGUCAAGAUCGAGCAAAAGGGGCACGGCAUGAUCCGCAGAAUGUCCUUCACAUGGUCCAGCCACAACGACCUUAUCUCCGCCCUGUCCUCCGACAACCUGCCCGAGCUCAUCAAGAUUCUCGACGAGCCGGCACUUGCGGGCAGCGCCGCGACCCCAGCCCUCUCUGUCUAUACCCCUCUCCUCAUCAAGGCAUGCCACUUUAGCAGUCCUCGAUGUGUCGCGUAUCUGCUGCAGAAGGGCGGAUCGGUUGCCCCCGAGGCGGGAGACGUCAAUGAGCGCACGCUUGUCCAUCGCCUUGUCGUCCACGGAGGCGUCCUGGCCACCGAGAGGCAUUCGUCUCGCCACAGAGGCGACGAGACCGGUCUCAUCGAGACCGUCCUCAACACAAGCACCGAGGCAGUCGAGGCACUGUUUCAGGUUGAUGGAUUCGGCCGAACGCCGCUGCACUACAGCACGCUGCUCAACCUCCCGCGGACCGCAAAGCUGAUUCUUGAGCGCAUGCGGACCCACCGAGCUCGCCAGGUCGCUGCAAGUCCAAUUCUCGAUCCUUCCAACCUGAUCGAUCUCAAAUGGUGCGAUUAUGAUGGCCAAACCCCCGUGUUCUAUGCGGUGGUGAAGGGACACGCUGAGGUUCUGAAGGCCCUUGUGGACAGCGAGUCCUUUGACUUGGAUGCUCCGAUCGAAGUUACUAGUGACUCCAAAAUCGUUCAGCUCUCCAACCGCACAGCCCCACUCAAGCAUGUUCAGGUCGGAACCACGCCGCUGGGUCUCGCUUGCACUUAUGGCCAUGCAAAGGUCGUCAAGCUCUUGCUCGACUACGGCGCUGAUGUCGAUGCCGUCAAUGAAGACGAGGAGACACCCCUGCAUCUCAGCUGCAGAGGUGGCUGGGUCGACUGCGUGCGAAUCCUCAUCGGGGACACAAGCUCGUCCGACGAAUUCCUUGGAGCCAACAUUCACGCUACCGAGAAAUACUUUGGAUGGACGGCGCUCCAUAUUGCUGCCAUCCAGGGCUUUGCGGAGUGCGUCGAGCUGCUUCUGGACGCUGGGGCCAACGUCUUCACUCCCGAUAUCUCCGGAUGGAAUCCGUACGAGUACGCGGUCUUUCGAGGCCACUCCAAGGUCAAGUCGCUGUUUGCCCCCUAUCUGGACGCCCAGCCGCCCAAGCCGCCGUUUCCAUCGCCGCAGCCAACCAUCACCAAGACCAACCCUAUCGAGGAUGACAAAGGUCGCAAUCGACUGCCCACCGCCACCAACACGGUUACAUCGUCGCCCAUUGCGCCAUUCUAUCCACCCGUUGCUGGCCCCAGCACACCGCACACAAGCUCGGCGGACGCCCGCUCCGCCAGCAUCGUUGAUCAGGCCAAACCCGAGCCGUCGGCGCCCGGAUCUGCGGCUGCGUCCGUUUCGGAGCGAAGCUGUCUCAAAAACGAGUCCGUGAUUGUGAUCCAUCUCGGCUCGCUCGACAUGCGCCACCCCGUCGAACCCGUCGUCCUGGACGAAGCCAAGAUCCCAGCAACCUUGGCAUCCACCAGCUAUGUCCUCAGCAUCUCGUGCCAAGCCAAGGCCGGUCAGAACCGCGCCGAGUACAGCAGCGUGUACACCCAGCAGAUCAUCUCGACUUCCGAAACUGUCUCGUACGAUCUACCGCUGCACGAGUCGGUGCAAGACGCCGCCGUCUUUCACCAGGGCCAGGCCCCAGACGGCGACGACGAUACCAUCAUCCACUUUGAGAUCAGACCCACGUUUGGCGGCGCCACGCCCAAGCUGGUUGGUCGCGCCUCGGCACCUCUCAAGUAUAUCGUGGCCACGCCCCUCUGGAACGACGAAAACCAGGUCGAUGUCGCUCCAGUGCGCCACGAGCACACCCACGACGAAAGCAGCCACCUUGACGACUCUGCCCGAGGUGACGAUGAAUCUGUGGUGACCAGCAGCGAGCGACACUACGACCACGACCACGAUCUUUCCAGCACCUUUGUCGAGCACGACGAGAUCGCCAGUGUCCAAGCCAAUCCGUAUGAAAUCGGACUCGAGUGCAAGGGACCCACUCGGCGGUCUCAGAGCGGCCGCGUGACCAUCCCGAUCGUGUGCUCCGACAAUCUUGCGGUGAUCGGCCGGGUGACUUUUGAGUUUGUCAUCGUGAAUCCCAUCAAAACCGCAGCCAAGGGUGGCCCAUCCACAGCGCUCCAGAGCCGCACGCCCGAGUUCUUCCCGCUCGAGAAGCCCUGGACGACGCACAAAACCAUUUGGGGAUAUCGCAGCACACAGGUUAUUGGACAUCGCGGCUGCGGUGCCAAUCGGACGCUCAAGGAGCUGAAUCGAUUUCAGCUCGGCGAGAACACGAUCCUGUCUCUGUCAAAAGCCGGCGAUCUCGGCGCCACCUACGUCGAGUUUGAUGUUCAGCUCAGCAAAGACAACAUCCCAGUGCUGUACCAUGACUGGACUGUCUCCGAAAGCGGAUUCGAGCUGCCCGUCAACUCGUUCACGCUGUACGAGUUCCUGAAUCUGCGAGACCGAGUCACUCCCAGCCGCAACAACCGCACGCCACGGGCCCAGCACCCUCUGACCCGAAAUCCGAAGCGCUCCAGAAGCGUCGGCGACCGCGACCAGCGCGAGCCACGAGACAUCCCAAAGCUUAGUGACCCUGACUAUGACGAUGGGGCCGGUGCCCGGUAUCGCACCCGAUCCAAGUUGCCCUGGCCAUACAAGGGGAACGGCGAAGGAACCAUCAUGGGCCCGUUUGCAACCCUUCGAGAAGCCCUGAGGACCGUCCCCAAAUCCAUCGGAUUCAACAUCGAGAUCAAGUACCCGAACCUAGAGGAGGCAGAGGAAUGCAAUCUACAGUUUACCGAGCUGAACCAGUUCGUCGACAUCAUCGUCUCGUGUGUGCUCGAGGAAGCUGCUAGCCGCGACAUUAUCUUUUCCUCGUUUCAUCCCGAAGCCUGCUUGAUGGCCAAUCUGAAACAGAGCCAGUACCCUGUGUUUUUCUUGACCGAUGCUGGCGUCAAGACCAACUACGAUGCUCGACUCAACUCCCUGCGGAAUGCGAUCCGCCUCGCUCAUACGGCCGGCCUGGCUGGUAUCGUUUCGAAUGUGCAGCCGAUCGUGGAAGCCCCGACCCUGGUUCGCGCCGUGAGAGAGCAGGGCCUGCUGCUAUUCACCUAUGGCGGUGCCAACAACGAGCCCACCAACACCAAGAUGCAGAGGGCAUACGGCGUCGAUGCCGUGAUUGUCGAUGACGUCUCCAAGAUUGUCCGCGGCUUCUCGUGAUGCGGUCCGCCGUGGCUCGGUAUAUAACCACAUGCCUCGAUGCCCCCUUGCAAAUCACCAUCCAGAGCCAAAACCAUGUCGCUCACAACACUUGCACAAACACAAUAAUAACGAAGCGGGCCAUCCUGCUUCCGGGGACAGCUGUGGUCUCUUCCCUCUCUCUCCCUCUCUCUCCCUCUGAAUAAACCCAAACUCACCAAGUGCAUCCAAGAGCCCCGCUGCUCACAACAUCUCGGUGCUUUGAAUCAGUC